UUAUGACCAUUAUAUUUUAUAUUUUCCCCAUAGUCAAGAGGCCAACAAUAUCUCUUAGCCAAGAGAAGUAGGUUGGAGAAAUAUGCAUACACAUUGUAAAAAACAUGAAACCUGAAAUAUUCAAUGGCCAUAAAGCUUACUUUUAUAUAUACUUAAUAUAAAGAAAACGCGAAGUCCAAAUCAAAUUACACUAGCAUUUAAUUGCUGGUCAAGAAAUGCCCUUUGCUCACACACGCACACACACCUAUAUAUACAUACACACAUGCCCUUCAUCUCAUAACUCAACAACUCAUUUUACAAAGCCAAAAUUCUCAAAGAGAGAGAGAGACACUAAGACUUAGAGAGAGAAGCAAUAAAGUGAAGUGUUAAAGAUCGAUAUGGAGAAAAAGCUUCUGAUCGUGUUAUUCACCAUCUUAUUGGUGCAUAUGUCUUUGAUUAUUUCUGGAGUUGAUUGCAGAGCUCUGAGAACAGAGCAGAUGAACGGCUGUGAUCAAAUGGCCGCCGUAGACGGCGGUGGUUUUAGCUUUUUCUCAGCGGCUGGUGCUGCGAACAGCUCGAGGAUUCCUUUGAUGAGGAGCUUGGCUUUCCGAUUAGCGUCUGGACCGAGCAAGAGAGGCCGUGGACACUAAUUAACGUUAAUACUUAUUUUUCUUUUUUUCUUUUUUUUCCUUCGCAACUUAUGUGAAGAUUUGUGUAGUUUUUCUUCUCAAAAGGAAAAAAAAACAAUUGUUUGAUUCAUGUGCAAUGUAAUCACUAAUCAGAGGCGUAGUUAUGGCUUUUUGUUUGCACAAGUCGUUACAUGUAAAGGUUUGCUUUUCUAUAAUGGAUACAAAAGACUAUAGUUUAAUCACU
Brassica rapa (field mustard) is the source of this 852-nucleotide messenger RNA. RefSeq lists its product as uncharacterized. Lineage: Eukaryota; Viridiplantae; Streptophyta; Magnoliopsida; Brassicales; Brassicaceae. The record is from RefSeq and is a predicted model, not a curated record.